Messenger RNA from Lethenteron reissneri (Far Eastern brook lamprey), 1977 nucleotides. RefSeq names its product polycomb group ring finger 3 (gene PCGF3). The record is from RefSeq and is a predicted model, not a curated record. Lineage: Eukaryota; Metazoa; Chordata; Hyperoartia; Petromyzontiformes; Petromyzontidae.
UUCCAUUGUUCGCGCUCAGAGGAAGGGGCACGCACACAGAGUGGACAUUUCGAUAGAGCAGGUACGAGGGGAUUUCUUCUCUCAUCAUCCAUUAAUUGACGAGGCAACCCCCCUCCUCCUCCUCGUCAUCCCCUCCUCACAAACAACAACAAACAUCGCUCACGGCCCCCCCCACCCCCACGGCCGCCCGCCCGCCGCCGCCGCCGCUUCUCACCACUCGGGACGGCCGCCCUCUUUCUCGGCCCUCCUUUUGUCGUCGCCGACACAUUUUGGGACGAAGGCUGCUUCUUUAGAGACGGCUGGUGGUGUUGGUGUUGGUGGUGAGGAGGAGGGCCGCGUGGGGCGGAGGAGGAGGAGGGAGGAUGUACACCCGCAAGCUCAAGCUGCGCGAGCUCAACGCCCACAUCACCUGCCCGCUCUGUCGGGGUUACCUCAUCGAUGCCACCACGGUCACCGAGUGUCUACACACCUUCUGCAAGAGCUGUCUGGUGAGAUACCUGGAGGACCACAACACCUGUCCCACGUGCAAGAUAGUCAUCCACCAGAGCCAUCCGACGCAAUACAUCGGGCAUGAUCGCACCAUGCAGGACAUUGUCUACAAACUCGUGCCGGGUCUGCAGGAAGCGGAGAUGAAGCGACAGCGGGAAUUCUACUGGACGCGCGGCUUGGAGAUGCCAGGUGACGCUAAAGGCGAGGUGAAUGGGGAGGAGACGCCGGAGAGGAAACCCAAGGCAGAGGAGAACGGAGAAGAGGAUGAUGGAGACUACCACCGCACGGACGAGCAGGUGAGCGUGUGCCUGGAGUGUCACAGCGGCAAGCUGAAAACCCUCAAGCGCAAAUGGAUUCGCUGUUCGUCACAGGCCACAGUUCUGCAUCUCAAGAAGUUUCUCGCCAAGAAACUCAACCUCCCCUCCUUCAACGAGCUCGACAUCCUGUGUAACGAGGAAAUCCUGGGCAAGGACCACACACUUAAAUUCGUCGUCGUGACACGCUGGAGGUUUAAGAAAUCUCCUCUCUUGUUACACUACCGGCCGAAGAUGGAGCUGCUGUGAGGGCAAGGGACAUGCCUCGUCGUCGUCGCAGCAGCAAGCUCGCGUCUGGCCGGUCGUUUGUUUGUAUGUACAAUGUACGGAGUGACUGUGUGAAUAGGUAUGCGUGUGUUUGCGUUUGUAUGAUUGGGCAUGGGGGGGAGUGUGUGUGUGUGUGUGCGCGCGUACUUUCGUUCCGGUUAUAUAUUUCUUUGCACGCGUGCCUGCGCGUGAACGUGAACAACAAUCCAGCAUUGCCCUCCUUCCACGGUGCUCACAGAUACCAAAUGACGCUCGCUGUGUUCGCCUCCCCUCUCUCGUCCGCCUUUCCGACACGUCCACGGCCGCUCUCGUGGCAUCCAUCGCGGCGUCCCGUUUUUAUUUUAUUUUGAUCCUCGCGAUCAUUCGUUUGCGUUUUCAAGUACUGUGACUGGGGGGAGGGUGGGGGUGGAUUCCCUUGGUGCGUACGUUUAUACGCUGCUGCUGCUGUUGCUGUGCCGUUUGUUAUCUUGUGAUAUUCACAAAACGCAAAAAAACGCGCGAGAGUCCGGGGUUUGUUUGAAUGUGGAUGUCAGAACCCCCAACACUACUUACUACUACUACGACUACAGCGGAACCUGGGUGGGUGCGCAGCGGUGACUCGUCACGCGCGGGGUGCUUUCAGCUGCAGAACCGUGUGUCCCCCGACUCAAAAAGAGCACAAAUGUUUUGGGGAAAUGUUUAUUAUCUCUCGUUCUUUUAUUUAGCAAAUGAGGCGGCACGCUGCGAUCGUCGACAGGCGUGGGGGGGGGGUUUGAGAACGCUGUAGGGAUAAUUACUCACAGCGACUGGCAAUUUCUUGUCACACCUAAAACUGUUCGGUCCUAUGAAAAUAAUUUUCUAAAAAAACUUACAGUAACAAAAAAUAGCCCCCCCCCCCUACCUAAUAUUUCAUGUUCACAUUUUUCUA